Molecule: messenger RNA, 594 nt
Organism: Sphaeroforma arctica JP610
Lineage: Eukaryota; Ichthyosporea; Ichthyophonida
Exons: 1
Coding region: 1-594 (197 amino acids)
Source: RefSeq, a predicted model, not a curated record
AUGGGUGACAUCGUAGAUAAUAUAACUGAUAUUAAGAGCUCUAACGCUGCGAGUAGCGUUACCUCACCAGUAGCUGUAGUUAGUUUAAGUGGUCCAGCAGAUGCUAGCAAACAACCGCCAAGCGUGGAAGAACACUCGAAUGAUAAAUCAUCGGUGCAUGCAGUAGCUGCUGAGAUGACGACUACACAAAAGGAUGCGGUAUCAGAUACGGAUAUAGCAGGAGAUGGUACUAUAGUGUGCGACGUUGACAUUCAAGCGCCUUCCAAGAGUAACGAACUCGAGAAAGAACCAGUAGCAGGUGUACCAAGUUCAACUACAUCAGCCUCAACAGCUAGUGAAGCAGAAUCACAACCACAAACAAACACUGAGGCGGCCACAGACGCUGUGCAAAUAAUGGACAAUGGCACUACAGGAGUUAUACCUGCAGGCACACGCAUGGUUGCCAGAAGUAGGUUUCUGGUGGAUCCUACAAAAGUCCUGGAACACAAUGCUUGGGAUGAUGUGGAGUGGGAUAAGGACCACUUCGAGUAUGCGCGGAAGCGUGUGGCUGAGCAGGCAUUGCACCCGGUGGAUGAAGAGGCCAAAGGUAUGUGA